Messenger RNA from Salarias fasciatus (jewelled blenny), 2991 nucleotides. RefSeq names its product zinc finger protein 2-like. The coding region runs from base 192 to 2411 and encodes 739 amino acids. The record is from RefSeq and is a predicted model, not a curated record. NCBI's taxonomy places the organism in Eukaryota, Metazoa, Chordata, Actinopteri, Blenniiformes, Blenniidae. The transcript has 3 exons.
CCAUUCAUAUUCAUAAAGAGCUCCAAUGACUUCAGGAACAGCUGAUAACCUGCAGUUCCCCCUGUGUCCAGCAGGCGUCAGUAUGAAGCUGAACGUUGUUUGUGAUCCUCCAGAUUAGGGAGAGAAGAAGAAGUCACGGCGGAUGUGCUGCUGUGUCUCUCAGAGGAAAGAUUUCACCUCCUGCAGCAACAAUGAGUCCAGUUCAGGCUUUGAGAGAGUUUAUCAAGCAGCGACUAACUGCUGCUGCUGGAGAAAUAUUCACCGCGUUUCAACAAACUGUCGUCCAGUUCGAGGAGGAGAUUGAUCGACAGGGGAAACUUCUGGAAAUCAACUGGAAACAUCAAGUCAGUUUCCACAGAGCAGAGAGUCCACAGCAACACAUGGGUAACCAGAAGGCGAGCUCCAGUCAGGAGCAGGAGGAACAUGAAGCUUCACACAUUAAAGAGGAGGAGGAUGUUGUUGAGGCGACUGUUACUGAUGGUGAAGGAGACGAUUCCCACCACUCCGUGAGAGACCUGACCAUCCAGAAACUAACUGCUGCUGCUGAGGAGAUAUUCACCCUGUUUCAACAAACUGUGGUUCAGUACGAGGAGGAGAUCGGUCGCCAACGCAGAAUGCUGGAAAUCAACUGGAAUCCUCAGAUCAGGUUACACAGAACAGAGCUCCAACAGGACCAUGACUGCAGAGAGGAGCAGCUCUUUAAACGGGAAACCAACUACUGUCUACAACAGGAUGACAAAGAACCGCCACAGAUCAAAGAGGAAGAAGAACCAGAACCUCAACACAUCAAGGAAGAAGAGGAAGAACCAGAACCUCCACAGAUUAAAGAGGAAGAAGAAGAACCAGAACCUCAACACAUCAAGGAAGAAGGGGAAGAACCAGAACCUCAACAGAUCAAACAAGAAGAACCAGAACCUGAACACAUCAAAGAAGGACAACCAGGACUUCAUCAGUUUAAGGAGGAGCAGGAGGAACCAAAAUCCUCACAGAUUGAGGAACAUGAGGAACUCAGUACCAGCCAGAAGAGAGAAGAGUUUAUUCUGAAGUUUGAUUGUGAAACCUUGAAGGUUCCUUCUGUUGAGGAUCACAGUGACCUGAGUGAACCAGAAGUACCAGAGACUGAGCGGUUCCCCUCUCAGGACUCUGAAGUCCACCAUGAGAAAAGACACAUGGACUCAGAAUCAACUCCAAACGCGAAGUUAAAAAAACUCAAGGUGUUUCAGAGAAAGAGUGUGAACAAUUUGGAUGUUUCAGAGAAGCAGGCUGAAUGUGAAAAGCUUCUUUGUGAAGAAACAUGUGAGAAAACUGACCAUGAAAAACAUCAGUUAUGUCCGAAGGUCAGAGUGGUCACUGAUGAGAAGAUACUUUAUGAAACAUGUGGGAAAAGUUUCAGUAAACCGAGUCGUUUGUUGGUCCACAGGAGAACUCGCAGAGGUGAGAAGCCUAACUUUUGUGAAACAUGUGACAAAAGUUUCCGUUUUCACAGUUAUUUGUUGCGCCACAUGACAAUUCACACAGGUGAGAAGCCUCAUUCUUGUGAAACAUGUGGCAAGAGGUUCAGUGUAUGGCGUGAAUUCAAGAUCCACAAGAGAACUCACACAGGUGAGAAGACUUAUUCUUGUGAAACAUGUGGCAAAAGUUUUGGCCGACAGAGUAAUUUGUUGCGCCACAUGAGAAUUCACAAAGGUGAGAAGCCUCAUUCUUGUGAAAAAUCUGGCAAGAGGUUCAAUGUAUGGCGUGAUUUCAAGAUCCACGUGAGAACUCACACAGGUGAGAAGCCUCAUUCUUGUGAAACAUGUGGCAAAAGGUUCAAUCAAAAGCGUAAUUUGUUGCGCCACGUGAGAACUCACACAGGUGAAAAGCCAUAUUCUUGUGAAACAUGUGGCAAAAGCUUUGGCCGACAGAGUACUUUGUUGGUCCACAAAAGAAUUCACACAGGUGAGAAGCCUUAUUCUUGUGAAACAUGUGGCAAAAGAUUCAAUCAACGGUGUGAUUUGUUGCGCCACGUGAGAACUCACACAGGUGAGAAGCCAUAUUGUUGUGAAACAUGUGGCAAAAGGUUCAGUCAAAAGCGUUAUUUGUUGCGCCAUGUGAGAACUCACACAGGUGAGAAGCCAUAUUCUUGUGAAACAUGUGGCAAAAGCUUUGGCCGACAGACUCAUUUGUUGAUCCACAAAAGAACUCACACAGGUGAGAAGCCAUAUUCUUGUGACACAUGUGGCAAAGAUUUUGGCCAACAGACUCAUUUGUUGGUCCACAAAAGAAUUCACACAGGUGAGAAGCCUUAUUCUUGUGAAACAUGUGGCAAAAGGUUCAAUCAACGGUGUGAUUUUAAGGUCCACAUGAGAACUCACACAGGUGAGAAGCCUUAUUCUUGUGAAACGUGGCAAAAGGUUCAGUCAAAAGCGUAAUUUGUUGCGCCACGUGAGAACUCGCACAGGUGAGAAGCAGGUGAAAAGACACAUGGACUGGGAAUCAACUCCAAAUGCAAAGCUGAAAAAAUCAAGGUGUUUCAUACAAACAGUGUGAACAACAUUGAUGUUUCAGAGAAGCAGGCUGAAUGUGAAAAGCUUCUUUGUGAAGGAACGUGUGAGAAAACUGACCAUGAAAAACAUCAGUUAUCUCCAGAGGUCAGAGUGGUCACUGAUGAGAAGAUACUUUAUGAAACAUGUGGGAAAAGUUUCAGUCUACCGAGUCGUUGUUGGUCCACAAGAAAAGUCACAGAGGUGAGAAGCCUCAUUUUUGUGAAACGUGGGAAAAGAUUGAUUUAAUGUAAUUCAUUGCUGCACCACCGGAAUACUCUCAAAUAGAUGAAAUCAUGAAAGACUGUGAGAGAUGUUGUUCAGGAAGUCCAGCUUGAUUCCAAAAUCACAACAAAUCAUCCAGUUUGAAGGAAACGUUACUGAUUCAGACGCUGUUCAGACUGCUUCAGGAACAUUUCAGUUUGUGGUCUGUCACAAGAAAAGUGAACUUUGAAGAAAUGGAAAUAAA